UAUACAGAAACACAUCUCACCCACGCACACACACUCGCCCGUGUAUUUCUCUGGCGUAUCUGUCUUCUUGCCUCAGCGGGAGUCAUUUUUCAGAAACGCGGUUUUUUUAGGCCCCAGAACGAAUUGCUGAGCUUCGAGAGGAGGAAGAGUGACGCUAGGGGUCAGAAGGCAGAGGUUAGAGGGCCGAAUUGGCGGGAGAAUAGGUUUGUGGUCCAAGAUCAGAGAUUGCAGAGGCUCCUUAAAGUUCAUGGUUCCGGUGAGAGGCGCUGAAGUUCGUUGAUGAAGAGGGGAGUGGCCGAUAGCAGUGUGACAGAGAGAGGAGGAGAUAGAUCUUCCAUCUGCUGGUUCACUCCCCAAACGGCUGCAACGACCAGGGCUGGGCCAGGCCAAAGCCAGGAGCCAGGAGCUUCUUCUGGGCCUCCCACAAGAGCGCAGGAGCCCAAGCACAUGGGCCAUCUUCCACUGCUUUCCCAGGUUAUCUCUGAGAUGUAGAAGAUGAUGAAAAUGACAGAAAUCUGUAUCCUGAAAGAGCUCACUGCUUAGUGAGGAGGCACACAGGGGAGGCCAUUACAAAAACAGGACAAGAGCCUUUGUAAAGGAGUAUUGUGAAGAUUCUUACUCUUCUGAAAACUGACAGAACCAAAAGAUAGGCAGUACCAAAGUGGAGACAGAAGAAAUCUUGGGAGAAAGCAUUUUUGCCUUCUACUGGGACAACUGCUGGGUCCACCAUGGCUCCUGUGAAGAUCAGCCAUGUGGUAUCAUUUUCCUCUCAGGAUCCCAAGUAUCCUGUGGAGAACUUGCUGAACCCGGACACUCAGAAGGGACCAUGGCUCAGCUGCCCUCAGGACAAGAGUGGGCAACUGAAAGUGGAACUACAGCUGGAGAGGGCAGUGCCCAUUGGCUACAUCGACGUGGGUAACUGUGGCUGUGCUUUCCUGCAAAUCGAUGUGGGCCGCUCUUCCUGGUCUCUGGACAGACCUUUCGUCACCCUGCUCCCUGCCACCAUGCUGAUGUCCCUAACUGAUUCAAAGCAGGGGAAGAACAGCUCAGGGGUCCGCAUGUUUAAACACGAUGAUUUCCUGGCUCCAGCCUCAGGAGAGUCCUGGGAUCGGCUUCGCCUGACCUGCUCCCAGCCCUUCACCCGGCAGCAGUCCUUCGGGCUGGCUUUCCUGCGGGUGCGUUCCUCCCUGGACUCCUCGGAUGACCCUGCGAUGGAUCCCACAGCCGCUGUGCGCCCUGGGCUGAGUCAGAUCUCUUCUGAUGACCCAGCAGCUGGUGCCAGCCCGUGGCUGGCUAAUCCUUCCAUCCGGAGGACGUUCUUCCCAGACCCCCAGAAGAGCACCACGGAAAUGUCAAAGCUCAGGGACAUGCUAUUGCAGCUGCAGCCGGGGGCCCUGGGCCGUUCAGCCCGCAUGGUGCUUUCUGCUGCAUGCAAGGUGCCUCCAGCCGGUGUGGCAAGCCCAAGGAGCGACCACGCAGCCCCAGGGCCCAGUCAUGUGGAGUGUGCAGAGCCCAGAGCAGAAGGCCACCACCCAGAGAAUGCCGUGAGCAGGAAGAAGAGACGGAAAGGGCAGCGCCGGCGGCCUCUAUCUACCUCUAACUCCCAGCCAAACAGGAGGGGGACGGCAAAGGCAGGACCAAGAGAACAACACCCACCCCAGGCCCAGCACGGUGGUGCCCAGGAGAGUGGACAGUGCCCCCUUUGUGCAGGCUCCUUUAGCACUGAAACUCUUCCCCUGCAUGCGGCCACUUGUGGAGAGACCACCCCCCCUCAGCCGGCUUCUCCCUCCUCAUCACCAUCUUCGUUGCCGUCUGUACUGUGGGUGUCCUCUCCAGAGAGCUCGCCACUCCCUUCCUGGAUCCAGUGCCCUAUCUGCCAGUUGCAGUUCCCAGCAAGAGAAGUGGAAGAACAUGCCAGCAUGUGUGGGGAGGCCCACGAGCCAUGAGCCAGGAAGCUCCGUGGGCUGGGCCCUGGCCUCUUUGACUAAGACUGGGUCGUGCAUCUCUAGACAGCUAAGAAGGACUCAUGAGGCCAAGCCACCCGCCCUUGCUCCCUCCACGCAUUCCCUCUGGGCCCAGGCUGCUCUGCAUUCCCAGUUGUCAAGGCUUCUGUCACUAUGGUACCCAGUCCUAGAGACAGCUCAGUCCUUUUCCCCUUCGGAAUUUCAUGGGAUUGGUGCUCUGUCGAGGGCCUUGGGACAUCACCCAGAAAAUCUGCCUCGUGAGGAGCAGUACAAAUCCCCGGGCCCAUUAUCCUGAAAGGAAAACUGAGGCCCAAUGAAAAGAAAAACACAGCCUGACAUAUCAGAGUCCAGGGGACACUGGGCAGGUGAGCAGGUUUUGAGCAUGAGACUGACGUCCAGCAUUCCACGAGCUUAACUUGGUGUCCUCCACAGGCUCCCUGCCUCAGCAUAAUCACGUGAUGCUGCUGUGUGACUAAGCAAGUCACUCCUCUCAGGCCGAGUUAACAUCGGUGACAGAGAAAACCCCCACCUUCGUGCUCUCUGAGCUGUUUCGGGGAGCAGCUGUUCAGGUUUGUGGAUCCCACAGGGAGGUGGCUGGGCCAGAGGAUCUGGAAAGUUCCCAGCUUCGGGCAACCACACCCUCUCUCUCCACUCCCUGAAGGUUUCACUGUGUGGCACUAACAUCAAUUCCCUGGUCCCCAGGGUAUGAGGCAGAGGGGGAGCAGCUGGUCCUGGCAAAGGGAGGGCCUGGGGCGGGGUUUCAGACAGACAGGGAAGAGGAUCUAGGCACAGUCAGGGGAGCAGACAGCAGGAGUUCAAUCCUCAGGCCUUGGCAGCGUAGGUGGGUGCAGCCAUGGACCCCCUCACGGUAAGAGACCUUCCCUAUCCACUCCCAUUCUCACUAGGAAUAAGACAGUAGAGUGGCCCAGAGGGGAGGCAGGGACAUGCUAGCUGCCAGGCAGGUGGUGGGUGUCACCAUGUGAGUGGGAGAAGACCCCCGGAGCCCAGAAGAGAAAAGCUGUGAGCAUGAGCCUGGACCCAGAGAGAGAGAGGAACAAGGGGGAGGGACACCCUUCAGAGCAGAUGGCAGAGUCGAGGGGCUUGAGUGGAAGGGGAGCAGGUUGGGAUGGUGGUGGCUGACUUGGCCUGGAGCUGAGGGGCUUAAGAAAAGACCCUCCUGUGUGGACAUGUCUGGACUUGCCCUUCAGAGAGGCUCGUGGACUUUCAGAGGGGUGAGCAGCUGGGAGCUGAAGUCAACAAGAUGGGAGCCAGCCUCCCGGCAGGUGCUAUAAGCCUACAGGUGCAGUUGGGUUCCCAACCCCACGUACCUGAUUUUACCUCCCCCUUCUCUGGGUAACCACAGUUGGCCUUACUGGGGGGGUGGGGGAUGUUCCUGUGAGGGUUGAAGUGUCUAGUUCUGAUACUUCCUAACCUGAAAAAUUUGUACAAUAAAAUGUUGAA
This is a messenger RNA of Lepus europaeus (European hare), 3425 nucleotides long. RefSeq names its product XRCC1 N-terminal domain containing 1, N-terminal like (gene XNDC1N). Gene Ontology annotation, cellular component: nucleus. The coding region runs from base 729 to 1946 and encodes 405 amino acids. Gene Ontology annotation, biological process: single strand break repair; base-excision repair. The record is from RefSeq and is a predicted model, not a curated record. NCBI's taxonomy places the organism in Eukaryota, Metazoa, Chordata, Mammalia, Lagomorpha, Leporidae. The transcript is spliced from 12 exons. Gene Ontology annotation, molecular function: damaged DNA binding.